UAAGCCCUAAACCCCGAGAGCAAUGCAAGCUCUCGGCUAUGGCGCCUCUCUCUAGAGCAUCCCCGACAUUCCAUCUCCCGGCGGUCGCUUGCGGUACUGAUUUUGUGGAUAGAUCGUUUGGCAGCGACGUCCAGAGGAUAAAUGCAGGCUCUAGGAGUAGAUUUCGAGCUCGCCCUAGCGCGCAGCUGAGUAGUGACGACCAAUCGGUGCCGGAGCAGUCGUGGAAUCAAAUGCUGAGAGCCGCGCUGAGCAGAGAUUACGGGAAUUUUGUCCAGGGUCUAAAGGCCGACGCUGGGGUGGAUGGAGAGAAGAUUAAGGAGGUCGUGACUGCUCGGUACAAGGAAUUACACGAGAAUGCGUCUCACGUCUUUGACAGAGCGGCGUCAACAGCGCAAGAUGCUAGAGGAAGAUAAGGUGAGGAGCUGCUCGAGGAUUUCAGGCUUAAGGUAUGGCCUCGAAUCGUAGCCUGGCACCAAUGGGAGCGAUCGAAGAAGUUGGAUGCUCAACACAUUGGAGCGCUUGUUCUGUACCUUCUCCUGGUCAUUGGUUCCUUCCGAGGUCUCUACGUAGCGGCAACCACACCUCGGCUAAGCAAAAGAGAGGCCAAGGAAUUGACUGAAGCGUACUUAGAGGCAACGAUUCCAGAACCAACAUUGGA
Messenger RNA from Selaginella moellendorffii, 658 nucleotides. RefSeq lists its product as uncharacterized. The transcript is spliced from 2 exons. NCBI's taxonomy places the organism in Eukaryota, Viridiplantae, Streptophyta, Lycopodiopsida, Selaginellales, Selaginellaceae. The coding region runs from base 39 to 413 and encodes 124 amino acids. The record is from RefSeq and is a predicted model, not a curated record.